UCAGCAAUAGAUUAAUUCAGGAGUUUGCUUUGCAGGCUAGCACAUCAGAUCCUGUGCAGCAGAUCUUAGCUAGCAUGCUAACAUUACUUCUCUUUCACAAACCGUAAGAACAUUACUCAGUUCAGCACCUAGUUCCACUUCUUAUUAAAGUUUUCUGUUGCUGGAUGGUGGACUUGUUUUUGUUUUAAUUCCUUCUGUACAGCGGGUGCAUGGAGACUACUUGGGGUUUUGUUGCCCCUUCGUUCCAAUUGGCUUGUUGGGUUGGAGCAUCAAGCUAAGCUAACAAGGCAAACUAAUACCAGUGAGGUACUGGAGCACAGAUCUGACCAUAAUCACACUAAGAUCUGUUAGACAUGGACUCCUACGCUAUACGAUCAUGAUUUUAGUUGGGCGUGCGUGUAUUUUAGGUUCUUUUCUAAUCUGGUAACAUCAGCCUGAACACUGAAAUCAUUUUAGGAUCUCCAGCCAGUUGUGGGAGAUUGAAAGAUUUCAACAAUGUAGCUCAACACAAAGUAAGUUCACUAACUAGUAUGAAUAACCAAGCAAUGAUGGCGCAAGAGAAGAUGGAACUCGACCUCGACCUCCCAUCAGCUCUGAUUCAGACUGACGGACACUUGAGGCGAUCCAACAGCGAACCAAUGAUCAACGGAUUAAGUGACAGCUCACAGGUUUUUCAACGAGAAAUCCUAUGCAGCAGGAGAAACAGCACGACCUUAGUCAACAGACCCAACUUGGUCCCAUCCUCCCCAGUUCGCAUUCCUAGCACCAGGCUUGAAAGGAUCAAACAGGAGGAAGGUGUGGAUGUGAUGAACAGGGAAACGGCUCAUGAAAGGGAGAUACAGACAGCUAUGCAAAUGAGCCAAUCGUGGGAGGAGAGUCUUAGUCUGAGUGAUAAUGACUUUGACAAGUCCUCCUCAUCGUCCCCGAAGCGAAUCGAUUUUAGGCCGGUCUCCCCUGCUCCAUCUCCCACCAGAGGGCUCGGAAAGAAGCAGUGCUUCUCUCCAUCUCUACAAAUCUUGGUGAGCAGCAAUGGUUUAAAUCCCAGCCCCAUCCCCAGCCCAACUCGUCGCUUCAGCAGGAGGAGUCAGAGCCCUAGUAACUGCAUUAGACCCAGCAUCCUCGGCCAAACUAUCAAACGCAAAGUUUCAGGUGAUAUGGAGGCAGAAAGUCAGCCGAAGAGACUCUUCCAGGGCACAACCACCGUGCUGUCCACUGAAUCGACUAAUCUGUCUGACGGCAGCUCCUGUCUGUCUUCAGAUCUGCUGGAUGGAAGUCUAAGCAGUGUCGGAUCCUCCUCAGGAUCUCCAGCUAAAAUGGAAGGGGUUUCACCCUCCUCCAGCAACUCUCCCUUCACCCCCCUGCAGGAUCUCUCGCCCAAGUGAGCCACAUGUCUGAGUGCUGUUCGGUGGCGGACGAGAGUCUCCCGUGCUUCUGUUCCACGCCUUCCCAGCCUCGCUUUCGUCCUCAUCUUCGAUUUGCUUUCUACAGCGGGGAAGCUUGGCUCUGUGUUAAAUGAAACCAAAGCCCUGUAGGUGUUUUGCAUUGACUGUACUCUUCAUGCGGACGAAGACUGUGGAUGCUGUUUGCGCCAGCUGCUAUAUAAAGGGGCAAAGCUCCAUAAUGAAGUGAAGAGCGUUCCAGAGCCCUGCUGUUUCUGUAUGAAUUUGUUAACGUAGCUGUAUGAAAUGUAGAGGAACGCCAACGUUGGAGCGACAGUACCAUUAGUUUCAAUGGCACGCAUCUAAGGCUUUUACUAUUGUCCUUUCAUUUGUAUAUCAUAGCAGGUAACAGGUAUUGUGUGAAAGAUUUAACUUAUUUUUUUUGUUCCUGCUUUGUUUUUUUUUUGUUUUUUUGUAAAGUAUGUAAAUACGUUCUAGUGUUCGUAAUUAGCUCGUCAGUUAUAAUCUGUGUGAAAGUAAAUAUGCGAAGUGCGCCAGCAGUUAACUGACAUUUGGCCUUUUGGUGCAUUUUUAUCAGGGUGCACAUGCAGUUGCGUACAUUUCGAAGUCCUCCGAGUGGUCAAGUGCAUUGGGUUUGUUCUCUCUUCACAUUCAUGUGGACAGAACAGUGAGUAAAAACAUUAGCAAGUACCUACUAAUUACACCGAGAGGAACUGCUUGUCAUCCUCUGUUCAGGUGUCCGAACAUGAGAGAGGGAUGUGAUUUUAGGGAAAUGGUUACCACUAAAUCCAGGAUUUGAACACUACAGCACAUUAGCAGACUGUAUCUCAGUUCAGUUACAGUUCUGCCAUUCUGGACAUAGCUUUACUCACUGUGGUGCGUUUUCCAGCCCGUUAUCCAGCACUGUGUCACGUUGUCAUCCAAAUAAUUAUUUCUUUGUGCUUUUUUUUUGACGGAGUGGACUUGCUGCAAAGAACCAGCUGCUGAUAGAGACACAAAUGUAUUGUUGAAAUCUUGUAAUCUUGAUUCACAUCUAGGGAAAGAUCUACUGAUACUUAAAAGUAGUGUGCCAUUAAAAGGUCUGUAUAUAAGAGAUGUAAGUAAAAUUGUAGGCCUACUUGUGUGAAUUGUUUUUCAGUUGGGCUUCAGUUCUUUUAGUAAAUAUUAUUUUUUUUGUAAAUGGUUUUAUAAAUUUAAGAGUUUCAUUUAAAAAAAAGAAUGGGUUUAUUUUCUCAGAGCAUGAUAUGCAUUAUAAACUCGAUUUUAUUUGUGAGCAAAGAUGUGAUUGUAUAGUUUUUCACUGCAGUGGAAUAAGGGUGUGGUUUAGAACACCGUAUAGGAAAAAGACCGAGGUGAAAUGGCAGUUUCCUUCGUUUUCUCUGAAUGUUUUACUUUGCUAACGAAAUCAGCAAGAGGGUCGAUAUCCCCUCUUUCUGUACUAUAUCGAUGGUUGAAGUGUUUGUGGUUUGAUCUGUUUUUGUCCUGUGGACUAUUUAAUUUACGCUGUCGUCUGGACUCUGUGAACAGUGCUUUUAAAGCGUAAACACAAAGCCUAUGUUGGAGUGAGUUGAGUGCUUACAGGAUUAAAUCUUUGUUGAGCUCUGCUCGAAAUGGACAAAAAUAUUUCCUUGUCCCAUUUAUAAGUGAUCUUCAGAUUACAAAAUAAAUUAUUUGUCCAACA
This is a messenger RNA of Trichomycterus rosablanca, 3081 nucleotides long. It is a transcript of the gene pabir2, whose product is annotated as PABIR family member 2. NCBI's taxonomy places the organism in Eukaryota, Metazoa, Chordata, Actinopteri, Siluriformes, Trichomycteridae. Gene Ontology annotation, molecular function: protein serine/threonine phosphatase inhibitor activity. The record is from RefSeq and is a predicted model, not a curated record. Bases 531 to 1382 code for a protein of 283 amino acids. The transcript is spliced from 10 exons.